UCGCUGGCCUGCAAGCUUUGGUCUCGACAGCUAGGAAACUCCUGCGGGUCCAGUCUCCAGAUCUGGGAGCGUCCGGGCUAGGAGAUUCUAAGCCCCGAGCAAUAGGGGUAAGAGACCACACCUGACUGAUGAUCCCUCCUCAAACAAUAUUGAUCCAUUCUCCACUAGACGUCCUGGAGCGAGCUCGGACGACCGGGGUUCGGUGGUUAGUCUUUAGCAAACCUGGUGUAAGAACGGGCGUGGAGAGCUGUUAGAGACUCAGCGCGGUGCCAGGCGCACGGGAAGUGCAGGGGACGCGCUCCUCUGCCUGGACUGCCGCGCCCUUGACCUCUAGUUUCUGCGGGGAAUCUGGGUGGAGGAGUAAUUGACGAGCCACGGAACUAAUUAACCGGAGGACUAGACCUUGGUUUCCUCUGCGGUUUUUCCGUAUUCUCCCUCGUCAACUCCAUGCCUCUGUGCUGCGCUCAGGGUCGUGGGUAAAGAGAGACAUGGAGGAAACUGGCGCUCAGUGCGCCCAGCCGCCGCCCGCGGGCGCCCAGACCCAGGUUUCUCCAGCCAACCUUUCCGCUGCUACCUCCCAUAAUUGCAGUACCGAGGGUUACAUUUACCAGGACUCUAUCGCCUUGCCCUGGAAAGUACUUCUGAUCGUGCUGCUGGCGCUUAUCACCUUGGCCACUACGCUCUCCAAUGCUUUUGUGAUCGCCACUGUGUACCGGACCCGGAAGCUGCAUACCCCGGCUAACUAUCUGAUCGCCUCCCUGGCGGUCACCGACCUGCUUGUAUCCAUCCUGGUGAUGCCCAUCAGCACCAUGUACACGGUCACUGGCCGCUGGACGCUGGGCCAGGUGGUCUGCGACUUGUGGCUGUCUUCGGACAUCACCUGUUGCACUGCUUCAAUCCUGCACCUCUGUGUCAUCGCCCUGGAUCGCUACUGGGCCAUCACGGACGCCGUGGAGUACUCAGCUAAAAGGACUCCCAAAAGGGCAGCGGUCAUGAUUGCGCUGGUGUGGGUCUUUUCUAUCUCCAUUUCGUUGCCUCCCUUCUUCUGGCGUCAAGCCAAAGCUGAGGAGGAGGUGUCAGACUGCGUGGUGAACACCGACCACGUCCUCUACACGGUCUACUCCACGGUGGGCGCUUUCUACUUCCCCACCCUGCUCCUCAUCGCCCUCUAUGGCCGCAUCUAUGUGGAAGCCCGCUCCCGGAUUUUGAAACAGACACCUAACAGGACCGGCAAGCGUCUGACACGAGCCCAAUUGAUAACUGACUCCCCCGGGUCCACAUCCUCGGUCACUUCUAUUAACUCGAGGGCUCCCGACGUGCCCAGCGAAUCCGGGUCUCCCGUGUACGUGAACCAAGUCAAAGUGCGAGUCUCUGACGCCCUGCUGGAGAAGAAGAAACUCAUGGCCGCUAGAGAGCGCAAAGCCACCAAGACCCUGGGGAUCAUUUUAGGAGCAUUUAUUGUGUGUUGGCUGCCCUUCUUCAUCAUCUCCCUGGUGAUGCCUAUCUGCAAGGAUGCCUGCUGGUUCCACCUGGCCAUCUUUGACUUCUUCACAUGGCUGGGUUACCUCAAUUCCCUAAUCAAUCCUGUCAUCUAUACCAUGUCCAAUGAGGACUUCAAACAAGCCUUCCAUAAACUGAUUCGGUUUAAGUGCACAAGUUGACUUGUCACUUGCAGUGGGGCCACCUAAACGGCCUUUGUGGACCAUGUUGUGGUUGGGUCCAAAGGUAGGUUGACUCUUCUUUCACUGUUUCACUGUUACUGGGUGGAAAUGAGGCUUUCUCUUCUGGGCAAGAGCAACGGAUCCUGAGAAGCCAGGACAGUCCCAGAGAGCUCUGAAAGAACUGCAAACUACAGUUAGAGCUUCCCUGCUGAGGAGGAGGCUCAUUUCCUCCCCUCAACUCCCAGAUUCAGCACUGACCCUGCAGCAGCCAAUCACCAGGGGUUGCGAUUUUUUUUUUUUUCUUUUUUAAAGUCCAUGAUGGAAGGGAACCCAGCCCUGCUUUGGUCUCAUGGAUGAUGCCCUCUAGAACCAGUGGUAUUUGUAGUUUAUUGUUUGACACCUGCCUGAAGCAGAUCAACGUACAGCCUGGCAGUACUUGAACUAGACAAUAAUACCCUGUGUUUGGGGGAGGACUUUGUGUUACAUUUCAUUUAAGAACAGUUACUUUGGCAUCCUUCAAUCUUCAGUUUUGGUUUAUUUAAACUUGGUUGGGAAAAACUUGUGGAUUUGGUGCUUCAAACCCUAUGUGUGGCUUGGAUGACAUGGAGAAACCUUGAAGA
Messenger RNA from Condylura cristata (star-nosed mole), 2281 nucleotides. It is a transcript of the gene HTR1B, whose product is annotated as 5-hydroxytryptamine (serotonin) receptor 1B, G protein-coupled. The transcript has a single exon. The coding region runs from base 489 to 1661 and encodes 390 amino acids. NCBI's taxonomy places the organism in Eukaryota, Metazoa, Chordata, Mammalia, Eulipotyphla, Talpidae. Gene Ontology annotation, biological process: chemical synaptic transmission; adenylate cyclase-activating adrenergic receptor signaling pathway; regulation of behavior. Gene Ontology annotation, molecular function: G protein-coupled serotonin receptor activity. Gene Ontology annotation, cellular component: plasma membrane. The record is from RefSeq and is a predicted model, not a curated record.